Molecule: messenger RNA, 951 nt
Organism: Capronia epimyces CBS 606.96
Lineage: Eukaryota; Fungi; Ascomycota; Eurotiomycetes; Chaetothyriales; Herpotrichiellaceae
Exons: 1
Coding region: 1-951 (316 amino acids)
Source: RefSeq, a predicted model, not a curated record
AUGGACCUCCUCGCCGAACUAGAGGCCAUGGCCCUUAACAUUGCAGAUUUUGACGAGGAGAACUCUGUUUCCGGUGUCGAUGCUGAGCGAUGGCAGCAUCUGUUCGGUUACACACAUACGGAGGCAGUUCGACACCUCGAAGAGUAUCGGAAUGACUACUCACGCACAAGAGUCCCAGAUGACUUUUGGGCCACGGUCCGCACCCAGAAAGAGGCCGAAGGAUAUGAUCGCGAGGCGUACGAAUACUCUCUCACGUACCGCGUCCAGCCCCAGCCUCUCGCAACCCCAGGUCCUGCAAAGAAUGAAUCAGCAUCUGGCAUGUUCAUCGUACAGCUGACAGACCCUCUCGACACCCCCGAAAGUAUCCAGACCGCUGCUGGUCUGGCCAAAACCCCUACACUUCUCCCUGGCACGGGCGAUUCUGGCCAAGCGGGAUUUUGUCAGAUUGAUGGCGGGGCAAAGGCCUCUCUCAUCGCCUGGAUCGCUAAGCAUCAUCCCGGGUUUCAACCCAUGAUUGUCAAAGUGGCCACCAAGGCAAAGAAGAAUCUCUGCUCCACCACCAUGACACCGUACCUCGGCGUGGAGACGCCAAAUGUGCCUCCGUCACCUGCGCAUGACCAGUACCCUGUGUGGUAUUUCUUCUAUGGGACGCUUGCAGACCCCAGCAUCCUAGCCCGGCAGCUUGAACUGGCCGUGGAGCCUGUUCUCACUCCAGCGCAUGUCGAAGGCGGUCACAUUCGAACUUGGGGUGGCAAGUACAGAGCCUUGGUCGAUGGAGCCGGGAAGGUUUUCGGCAGCGCGUUUCUCGUCGAGUCUCGUGAGCACGAGGACGCUCUGUGCUUUUAUGAAACGGACAAGUAUGAGGUUGUCAGAUGUAGCAUUGUCACUGCUGAUGGGAGACUCGACGGUCUGACUUUUCGGUUCGCUGGAACAGAGGAGGAACUGGACUGA